AUGUCUGAUUUAAUAAGAAAGAAACCACCUCCUCUGAUAGAAGUUAAUGAUUCUAUUGCCGAACUCGAUAGUACAAUCGAUUCAUAUAUUGAAAAGUCGCCCUUAACCAAUAAAUUUCGUGAAGAAAAUCCCAAUUUGCAUCCUGUGGGUGAUGGUUUUGAAGACACAGAAGACAGGAACAUUUCGAUGGACCUGUCUAUCCUCGAGAGUACCCCAGAAAAAAACCCAAGGCCCUCACCUCCUGCUUUACCACCAAGAUCUAGUCUGAACGAAGAGGUACCACCGAGAUUGCCUUCCAGAUCGGGUACAAUUAGAGCAAGUAUCAAUAAGCUUUCUAGACGGAGAAGUGAAGGUGGAAGUGAAGGCCGUGGCUUUACGCUAAAGUCAUUUAAUAGACUUUCCUUAAAUGCACCAAGACCUCAUUCGCCAGAGUCAUCUUUAUACAAAUCGAACGAGCAAAACUCUCUAAUGUCUAGUCCACAUUCCCAUUCAAGUACAUCUUCGAUUACAAGUGAUGAUGAUAUAUAUACUAAAUCUGAUACACCAUUCUGGAAGUAUCACAUAUUGAAGUUCGGUAAAGAUCUAUACUUGACUACAAAUCCGGGGUUGAAACAUAUUUACUGUCGUAAUGGGCCAGGAUAUUAUGUUGAAGUAUUAUAUCCUAAUAAAUAUAAGUAUCAUUCAUCGCGAGAAGGUUUUAAAUUAAUCUUUAAAGAUAUUGCAUCUAAGAAUGGAGAUAAUAACCCCGAAAUUAUGGUAAUCAUCAAAGAAUCUCUUGCGGAAGGCGGAAAAUAUAAGAUUUUGAUUCCUCGCUCGAGUUACUUAUAUGAUGGUUCGCUUACUGAUAACGAGAGUGAUGAAACCGAAUCCCCAUUAUUUAGUGGUGUAACAGUCCCAACGCCGAUUGACGAUAAGUUUAUUCCUUAUGAUCAGAUAUCUAAUGUACACGAAACCGUUCGAUUCAAGAAUUAUGAAUUUACAGAUUUUUUAAAUACAAAGUGGAACAUUGGAUCGAUUCCAAGAAUUAAGUCAACGAGAAUGAGUAAGAUUAAGAGUAAAUUCAAUGAAUACAAGGACGAUCCACUAUAUAAAUUUAUCGGGAAAAGGUAUAUAUAUUUCCAUCAGAAUUACAUUGAAGAUUCUCCUACAACCUAUAAAAAUGAAUCUGAUGAUCCACGGGAUAUAUAUUUGCACGAUCAAGGUGGUCCACAUAAAUUUCCACCGGUAUUAGGGCUAUUCAGACCUAACGAGACAAGAACAAGAAAGAAGAUAAUUAAAAAAUUCAAUCAACAAGCAAAUAAAUUAGAUAAACUGAGGAACUCCCAAGAAACUAUAAAUAAUGAUAAAAUUAAUUACAGACUAAUAGACAAUGAUAUUGCGGCAGGAUCUGAUAUUCGCAAUUAUUUUACUGGUGGUGACGGGCUUUACUAUCUGAACAACCCGAAUGACGAUACUCCUGAUAGCAAUAAGUUAGGUUGGAUCACCAUAUACGAGGAUACUGACGUAUUCUCUGGAUCAAAAAAUAAAGGAAUGUUUGACAUUGUGCUAGGAUUAACGUUGGCUGUCGGAUUUGAAAGUAGUUUAGAUUCGUGA
Messenger RNA from Debaryomyces hansenii CBS767, 1593 nucleotides. RefSeq lists its product as uncharacterized. The transcript has a single exon. Lineage: Eukaryota; Fungi; Ascomycota; Pichiomycetes; Serinales; Debaryomycetaceae. The coding region runs from base 1 to 1593 and encodes 530 amino acids. The record is from RefSeq and is a predicted model, not a curated record.